UCCCCUACUCCAUCAGUCUGCUGAAGAAGAGUCUCAACCCAAAAUGUCAUCAAUCCAUUCCCUCCACAGAUGGUAUUUAUCGUCUGCCAAAUGGUUUGGGAUGUCUUUAAAUGAAAUGACCUGUAGGAGCUCUAAGUAUUUUUUCAGUUUUUUGAAUAACUUUCAAUGAAUCUAUGGAGAUGAAAUAAUAGUUCUAAAGUGCCAUUUAAUUCAUUCCAUAUUUUGUUCUUUUCUCUGUUGUCCAUCUUCUGAUUUGAAAUAUAAAACGUCAAACUUGUGUAAUAUCCCCCAUCACCAUCCACAGAUGUCUUUCACUGUAGAAAAGGAUUAGCAUUUCAGGACUGUGUUCUUUAGCCAAUGAAGUAUUUUUCAAGUUUCAAUGUAAUGUUGGCAAUGUGGCAAGAAGUGUGCACAUGGCAAGCUUCCACAAACGUGAUCAUUAUCAGGCAUUCUAUUUUAUUUACUGAAGAUAGACACAAAAUGCCAGGAGUAACUCAGCGGGACAGCAGCAUCUCUGGAGAGAAGGAAUGGGUGACGUUUCGGGUCGAGACCCUUGUUUUGUAUAUUGUUGUUCGAGGGGUAAAUAAAGGCCUAGGCACCGCGGAGAAAUAUUCUGGUUUGUGUAAUAAUUCCAAAGGAUUGUUUUAGCUACCUGAAAGUGCAGAUGAAAUAUUGGUAUAUUAGCCCCUUCAGUGUAGCAGCACUGCACCCCCUCAGCACUUUAUUGGGUACGUCAGCCUGAACUGUGUGCACAAGCCCCUGGAGUGUGGCAUGAACUCGCAGCCUUCCGAAACAAAAACAGAAAUUAUGUCUCGGGUCAGUGAUCUUUCAUCAGAACUGGAUUUCCGUUCCCUUCUUCUCACCUCAAACUUCAACUUUAUCCAGUUCUUUAGAAAAAUCACAGCUCUGGAGUGUAUUUCCCUUCUCUGCCAGACCUGCCCUUUUCCAGCAUUUUCUGUUUUUAUUUCAGAUAUUUAACUUGUAUUUUAAAAACAAUGUAUUAAAUUAUCGUGAAUGUUCAGUCAUUUACCUGCUUGACAAAUGUAAACAUGCAUGCGGUGUUUUAUUUAUUUAUUUCCCCCCCAUCACUGUAUGUAUGAUAUGCGUGUGUGUAUGAUAUAUAUUUGUGUGUGUGUGUGUGUAUAUGUAUGAGAUAUGUGUGUGUGUGUGUCUUUCUCUGUCACAUAAUCCAAAGCUUUAUUCCCCAGUGAAUUUGACAGGUAGUAGAAUGGCUAGGAUAAAAACAGGCCUAGUCAUGAUUUUGCCUCCAAAGGACAGACUGUCUUCGGAUGAAGAGCCCUCACCUGCUGCUCGUCCUCCAGGAAAACUCGGAGCAUUGUGAAGCAAGGACAUUUUCGGCCCAUUUGGUUCUUGCUGAUAGGUAUUUAUGUCCUCAGGUUUGUGCGUCUGUUAAAACUGGUUUUUGCAGAUGAAAUAUUUUCAAGCAAGCGUGUCAUUGACAGAUAGCAGAGCGGGUGCUGCUUGACUGAAACGUGAACGGUAAGAUUCUUUUUUCUUCAGUGUUGGCAAACGGGCGUUUGUUUACAAUUUGUUAACCAUGCAGUAUUAUGGUGAAGAUCCGAGUUAACUUUUCUCAAAGUACUUGCUACAUAUGCAAAGAGAAACGUUUAAAUUUUAAAUAUAUACUACGUUAAGAUAUCUUUCAUAAUUUUAUGUCAUUGAUAAUGUUUACUUUUAUAAAUAUCACUUUCAGGUUGCCUAGUGUGGUAAGUAUGCUAUUUUUGUAAUUGGUUCUAUUUCUGUACCAUUGACCAGUGUCUUCACCUUGCAGGUACGAUUGCCGGGGUCAUUUACACGACCUCUCAGAAUGUGAUGCUGAGUACACCUGGAACAGAGAUUACCAGUUGUCAGAAGAAGAAGCGAGGAUCGAUGCUCUUUGCGAUGAAGAGAGAGGAGGAAUAUAGACGUCUGAGUGAGGCACUGGCAGAGGAUGGCAUCUACAAUGCAGUCGGGUUUGCUUACAAAAGUGAUUACUAUGACCCAUCUCAGCCCACAGAGGAAGAGGAGCUUGCUAAAUCAGAAGCAGCUGCGAUGGAAGAAAAUGCGGAAGAGAAUGAGGAGCCAUACACUGCUCCCAGUGGGCUGCUUGUGCCUUCUGAUGUCGAAGUUCCCGCAACAUCCAAAAUGCACGCCAUCAUUGAACGCACAGCAAAAUUUGUCUGUAAGCAGGGAACACCAUUUGAGAUCAUGCUUAAGGCUAAGCAAGCCCGGAAUUCUCAAUUUGACUUUCUGUGCUUUGAUCACUACCUGAAUCCAUAUUAUAAGCACAUUCUCAAGACCAUGAAAGAAGGGAAAUAUAUCGCUCAAACGGAAAAGAAAAUAGAUGAGAAAAGGAAAUCUGUAACCGAAUCUGGUGAAGAAGAUGAUGAUGACAACGAUGGUUCUUACCUCCAUCCGAGUCUUUUUGCUACUAAAAGUAACUCCAGAUUGGAAGAGCUAACAAGGCCUCUGAAAGUGAUGGAUCCAGACCAUCCGCUCGCCGCUUUAGUGCGGAAGGUACAAGCAGAAGUCAAAAGGGAGCAAAUGCUGCGAGAAGCCAACAACGCCGAAGCUGUAGUAACAACAACAACAACAGCAACAACAGCAGCAACAACAGCAGCAACAACAACAACAACAACUGGAGAAUGCACUGCAGAUUCAUCGGUGUCAACCAUGUAUUAUGGAUAUUACAUGAUGCCUGAUGGUACCUACUGCCUCACGCCGCCGCCUCCUGGGAUGGAGGUUGCUGGUUAUUACGGUAGCGUGCCCUCAGAGGCAGCGACAUCUACUGCAACAGGGACUGUGGCGACGGCAGCAUCUGACACCACAUCUCCACCACCCCCGGAAGGGGACGGCAGCAAUAGCCAGGGAGCCUCUACCACAACCACAGUCAGUGCUACAACUGUGGUUCCUGUUAUCAUUCCUCCUCCUCCCGAUAUCCAACCAGUUAUUGACAAGCUGGCAGAAUAUGUAGCCAGAAAUGGAACCAAAUUUGAAACCAGUGUGAGAGACAAGAAUGAUACACGGUUUGAGUUUCUGCAGCCUUGGCACCAAUACAAUGCGUAUUAUGAGUUCAAGAAACAAUACUUCGCUCAAAAAGAAGGUUACAGUAUUCAACAGGACACGGCAGCAUCAAGUACUGUCACUGUUUGUUCCGACACCAAUACUUCAGAUGCAAUGCAAUUUGAAGUACAGCAGGAGGUGACGAGCACAAGUUUUUCCAAUGCCAUGAUAAUGCAAACAGACUGCGUCAGUUCUAUAGAUAAAGCCAUGAACGAUGGAAAACUUAUAAAAGCAUCUUUUGCACCAAUAAGCUUUGCAAUUAAGGCGAAAGAAAACGACAUGCUCCCUCUGGAGAAAAAGCGAGUAAAACUGGAUGAUGACAGUGAUGAGGAGCAAGAUGCACAGGACCCCACCAGCAGUGAUGCAAACAAAGACCUACCUACCUCCCUUCCUCCAGAGGAGAAGAAACCUCAGCUGACAGCAGAGGAAAUUGAGGCUAAACACGCCAAGCAGAGGCUGGAGGACAGGCUGGCAGCAGCUGCACGGGAGAAGCUUGCACAGGCUUCAAAAGAAUGCAAAGAAAGGCAGCUGCAGGCAGAGCGCAAGAAGAGAGCUGCCCUUUUCCUGCAGACCCUGAAAACUCCCAUGCCUUCUGGAGAACUGGAAACUACAGUCACUGACGAUUCCUCCCACAACAUGCAGGUCACUAGUGAGAUUUCGUAUAACGUUCCAGCUAUGGAAGUGAAGAAAUUCCGUCGUGUCUCAAUAAAAAAUGCAAGGAUUUCAAAAGAGAAAGAGAAGAAGGAGAAGGAAAAGGAAAAGGAGAAGGAGAAGGAGAAAGAAAAGGAAAAGGAAAGGGAGAAGGAGAAGGAGAAAGAAAAGGAAAAGGAGAAAGAAAAGGAAAAGGAGAAAGAGAAGGAGAAAGAAAAGGAGAAGGAAAGGGAGAAGGAGAAAGAAAAGAAGAAAGAGAAGAAGCACAGGAAGAAAUCGCGGUCAAGGUCACAGUCGCGGCCCAGAUAUCGCCUGAGGUCCAGGUCGAGGUCACGGUCAAAAGCAAAACAUUCUCUGCCUAGUGCCUACAGAAGCGUCAGACAUUCAAGAUCAAGAUCGCCUCAUGGGCGAAGAGUUCAGUCAUCAGAAAGACGGCGCGAGGAGAGGGAUAGAGACCGAAACGUCCCUACAGCUUAUCGAGUCGGUAACAGCUCAGAUAUAGGUGCCAGAAAGCGAUCAAGGUCUCCAUAUGAGAAGAAGAAGAAAAAGAGUUCAAAAUCUCAUCCGAAGUUAAAAGAAAAACCUUUACGUUCGCGUUCGAGGUCUUUAUCACCAAAAAAAUCCAGCAUGAAGUCUUCAACAAGAAGUUCUGCACAUUCGACUAGUUUGUCACCAGCAGAAAGCAGAGAUUCCAGUCAGGAUCAUUCAAGGAUAACUUCAUUUGAAGAAUGGAGAAGACCUUGCCAAAGGGGUGGCUCACAGGAAAAGGAUGAAACAGUAUCGGCAGAACUUCUAACAGUGCAGAGUAAAAUAACUCAGGAUCUCAUGGCCAAAGUGAGAGCAAUGUUGGCUGCGUCAAAAGAUGUAUAAAUUGAAAAUUUUUGGAGGAAAAAAGUACCAGUGGGCACAGCAUCAGCGCGAGGAUCCUCAGUGGCUUCACAAGAAACGCGAGCUGCCUUGUUGCAACAACUAAUUUAUUUAGACAAUUUGGGCAGCAUUCCACUUUGGCAUAAACUUUUGUACGGCUCCUUUUGAUAAGUACAGUUUGAACCAAGAUCUUAAAUCUGUUCUGUUGGUGUUUUGCAAUUUCCUCUCCUGUUCUUGAACACAACAAAAUAUGCUUCUAGGGUAUCUGAGUACCACCACGUCUGAAAAUUUGUGGCUGCCCUUUGAGCAUUAAAUCUCGCUGCCUAUAAUCACUUGUGACAACCAGACAGGAGCUUGGAUUAUCCUUCUGUGAAGGAGUUCUACUAUUUGAUUUCUCAAAGAUGAGGUAACAUCCCAUUUUGUAAAUUGAAGGAGUUCUCUUGACGGCGGUCUUGGAUAACGGCUGGUUGGUUAGUGGGGUUUAUCCUUGGAGCGCUGUGUGCAUAUGAGUCUAGGAAGAUGCAUGGUUGUGCAGCAAAACACACCCUCAGCGUUGCACACCAUGUCCUGCGUACCGGCCACUUGCAGAAGUAUUUGCAUUGAUUUAAAUCGCUACUAACAAAUUUACUUUGAUUUCAUACCCAGAAAAACUAUGUGAGUGGACUGUGGUAACACUUUAAACUACAGAUGCAAACUAUUGAAAUAUUAAAGAUAAUUUAUUUGUUUA
Molecule: messenger RNA, 5308 nt
Organism: Amblyraja radiata (thorny skate)
Lineage: Eukaryota; Metazoa; Chordata; Chondrichthyes; Rajiformes; Rajidae
Gene: sfswap
Product: splicing factor SWAP
Exons: 18
Coding region: 1834-4584 (916 amino acids)
Biological process (GO): RNA processing; mRNA 5'-splice site recognition
Molecular function (GO): RNA binding
Source: RefSeq, a predicted model, not a curated record